UCCUUGAAUGGUGAGAGCCUUAGUGGUCAUGGAUGACAAGGUGGUAUUGCACCCAAAUCUCUCAAUGGUGGUGUUUCCCAAACCUCUUAAAACAAUCUCAAUUAUUGACAGGAAGGUAGGCCGUGAAUUAUUCCUGAGUGCUUUAUUAAAGUGUUAGCCGUACCUUGACAGGACUCUAGGCCAUGAAUUAUGGCGUUAGAAGCAACUUCCAUCAUUGUUCUUGCUGUAGCACUGGUUUCACUUUGGCUAAUUGCAAACUCUCUCAGAAGCAGAAUUAAUAAGGGAAAGGCAAAGCCACCACAUCCUCCAUCUUGGCCAAUAUUAGGGCAUCUUCCUCUUCUAAGCAGAAGCAAACAACCCCUUCACAGAAUUUUAUCCUCGCUUUCAGAGACCUAUGGCCCCAUCAUGCAUCUACAACUUGGCGUACGCCCAGUUUUGGUCAUCUCUUCAUCAGAUCUCGCUAAAGAAUGCCUCACAACAAAUGACAAAGCCUUUGCUUCACGCCCACUUAUGUCUGCAGGAAAGCAUAUGGGGUAUGAUUUCAAAAACUUUGGUUUGGCUCCUUAUGAUUCCUACUGGCGAGACAUCAGAAAAAUCUGCAACCUCCAGCUCUUUACAGCAAAUAGAAUCGAGUCUUUCAGGCACGUUCGCACGGAAGAGAUUUCCUCUCUCAUCCGUUCACUGUUCGAGAGUUGUGAGAGAGAGAUGAAUCCAGUGAACAUGAAGUCGAGGCUUUCUGACCUCACAUAUAAUAUCAUGAUGCGAAUAGUUGCCAGCAAGAGAAUCUCGGCAGAUCUCGGAUCUGAAGAUUUCCAAGAAGCGCAGCACUUUAAGAUGUUGUUGGAAGAAUUUGUUUCAUUACUUGGAGCAUUUGAUAUCGCUUAUUAUCUGCCCUUUCUCAAUUUGGUCGAUCCACAGGGAAUAGUGUUUUCUAUGAAGAAUCUAAGGAAGAAAAUAGAUGUGUAUAUGAAGAAAUUGCUGCAGGAUCACCGAGAGAAGAGAGGGGAGCAUGCUCGAGACUUAAUCGAUGUUCUCAUCUCUGCAACAGACAACAAUGAAAUUCAAUCUGACAAUAACGACGAUGUGGUGAAAGCCAACGCCUUGAGCUUGAUAAGUGCAGGUACUGAGACAUCCUCUGUGACUAUCGAGUGGGCACUGUCAGCUAUGAUACAGCACCCAGAUAUUUUGUGCAAAGCCCAGCAAGAGCUCAACUUACAUGUCGGACGGAACCGAUUAAUGGAGGAAUCAGAUCUGCACAAGCUGAAAUAUUUGCAGGCCAUUCUAAAGGAAACCCUCAGGCUUUAUCCAGCGGCAGCUCUUUCGGUCCCUCAUGAAUCUAUCGAGGCUUGCACUGUUGGAGGAUAUCUUAUUCCCGCAGGAACUCAACUGUUGGUAAUUGUGUGGGCAAUUCAACGAGACCCAACCGUGUGGGAGCGCCCCACGGAAUUUGAUCCUGAACGUUUUCUCAACAGCGGCAAAGAGAUUGAUGUGAAAGGGCAGGAUUUUAAUUUGUUUCCGUUUGGUUCAGGGAGGAGAAUCUGUCCGGGCAUGCCUUUGGCAUUGAUUAUGGUAACCUAUACAUUGGGGCGGCUGCUUCAAAGCUUUGAGUGGUUUGUUCCAGAGGGCACUGUAAUUGACAUGACAGAGGGGUUUGGGCUCACAAUGCCCAAAUCAAUUCCAUUGGAGGUCGUCAUUAAACCUCGCCUCCCACUCCAUCUCUACUAAAAUGUCUGCUUACUGUUCGGAGCAAAGAGUUUUCAAUCACAGCUUUCGUCCAGGAUCAGUUAAUUUACUAGGAAUAGGUUUUGAGGUUUCAAGUCCUCGUUAGAUUUUUCUAACGUUAGCAUUAUAACUGUUAAUGUUGGCAGAUUGUAUAAUAUAAAAAUUAAUAUUUUCGCU
Messenger RNA from Cryptomeria japonica (Japanese cedar), 1899 nucleotides. RefSeq names its product xanthotoxin 5-hydroxylase CYP82C4. The coding region runs from base 190 to 1725 and encodes 511 amino acids. Gene Ontology annotation, molecular function: oxidoreductase activity, acting on paired donors, with incorporation or reduction of molecular oxygen; heme binding; iron ion binding. Lineage: Eukaryota; Viridiplantae; Streptophyta; Pinopsida; Cupressales; Cupressaceae. The transcript is spliced from 2 exons. The record is from RefSeq and is a predicted model, not a curated record.